Molecule: messenger RNA, 2373 nt
Organism: Cladocopium goreaui
Lineage: Eukaryota; Dinophyceae; Suessiales; Symbiodiniaceae
Source: the annotation of a GenBank genome assembly
AUGGCAUCCCAAGCAGAUUCGGCCUUGCUCUUUCUCAUGGAAGAGGCAGGCGUCAGUGCUGACACCCAGGAAAAAAAUUACAAGGAGGGCUUUGACACGUUGAGCUUUGCGGGACUUGAUGAAACCACUGCCGGUGUACGCGCAGCCUUGAAGCAGAUGGGGUUGGAUGCUGAGGCAAGUCUUCCGAUACGCAAAGAAGUGGCUCUUCUUGUAUCAGUGUGGGAAAGUGCAAAAUCACAGCGCUCAUUUCAAGUAAAGCAAAAACUCGAUGCCAGUGCAAGCGGCCAAGCACGCUUGGUUCAGACCACAGAAUAUGCCGCAAUGCGUGCCGCAGUUGAAAAGAUGCAGGGUCGCUUGCGUGACAAAGAGGCACCCAGCAAGAGCCUGGUUGCUUCCAAGCUUGAGCAGCUUGAAGAUGGGGCGCCUGUGCCAGAGGAUCUCAGAGAAGCAACAUCUUUUGAAGAUUCGGCCGUGGAAGCAUACAGCGCAGUGGUUGAUCCGGCUUCAAAUUUCCUCCGGAUCAGGCCUGGUAAGAGCACAACAACGCCACCGGCCAACCCGGAAGAGCUCCGCCUGCGUCACCGGCGCCUGGGGCUGGCAUGGGCCUUUGUGAAGUCGCGGCAUGCCAACCGUGGUUGGAUUCCAGAAUCAAUUGUGGAAGAUUUCCGCAAGUUUUCUGAUUUCAUCUUGGGCGCUACUGUGGCUGGCUUGCGAUCGGCCGAUGGGAACGGUCCAAGUUGGGCAUUGGUGCUGACCUAUGAGCUGGAAGUGCGCAAAACAGCAUAUCGCUAUGUUCGUGAUGCCAUCUGCAAUGACAUUGGGAGCGCUCUUGAAAAAGCAUGUGAGGCGCCGGCGCUGUAUGGGGUUCAUUUUGUCACGCCUUUGCAGCUGGGCAAGCGCGAGCAAAUGGAGUCGAGCACUUCACAGGGUGCUCCGCGUACCAAAGGCAGCGGCAAGGGCAAAGGCAAAUGGGACCGUCAGUGGGGCAAAUCUGCCGCGACCCCUGAUGGACGAAAGAUUUGCUUCAAUUUCAACAAAGCUGGUGGUUGUCAAAAGAAACAUUGUGAUUUCGCUCAUGCAUGUCAGCGAUGCUUUGGCAAGCAUUCUUUUCAAAAUUGCAAGUUCAAAGGAGCUGUUGCCCCCGCCGCUCUGUCGCCUGCGGGUGGGGAAUGCCAAUCGCAGAGCGGCGAAUCAGCUUCUGAAGAUUGGCGAUCAGCUGGUGAGUUGGUUGAGGAGGAGGAAGCUGAUUAUGAAACAGGAGGUGACGGCAUUCACCUCAAAGGUGUUAGAGGCCGCGGCCCACCUAUGCAUUGUAAUUUUAAUGGCAAGCGCAAAACUUUCACAGAUGGCUUUGGUCUUUGCUCCCCUGGGCGGUGGCCGCCAGAAGCGCGGCAAGAUUACUAUGAGAAUCCUGAUCUGGCUUUUCACCACAGGCUGGGAACUUUGUUGCUUGACCUUUUGUCAAAGCGUGUUGACAUUCGCGGCGUGGCUUUCCUUUUGGCCUCUGGUAAGUGUGCAUCUUGUCCUUUCAGUGACGAACUUCUACAGCAAGGCAGGGAGAUUGUAUUUGCCCAACUUAAAAGUGUAGGUUGUCAGCUGCCGGCGGAUUGUGUGGCAGAAGGUCAGCCUUUCUACUUGUGUGCUUUAGAGGCGAUUCUUCAGCAGGCAGGAGAUCCAGAUGCUCUCGCAUUUCAUAGUGCUGAGAAUUCCUUUGCAAGUGGCGUCCGGCUUGGUGUGAAUUGUGUGCUGCCUCGCGUGCCGGCUGUCUUCACUGCUAAGACACACUGGCGGAAUUAUGACCAUAUCACAGAGCAGACAGAAUUGCGGGAGAACUACAUCACUGCACAGGAACAUCGUGAUGUGAUACAGAAACAGUUUGAGAAAGAGGCUUCACUGGGAGCCAUGAUGGAGAUUGGUUUAGAACAAGCGCAAAAAGAGUGGGGCAAGAUUUCUGUUGCAUCUCUGGGGGCGCUGGAGAAAGCUGACAGAAGCUACCGGGUUAUACAUGAUGCAACACACGGCCUCGCUGUUAAUUCAAAGAUACGGGUGCAGGAUCAAGUCCGAAGCCCCACGGCUUCGGAUGCGCGUCGAGCUUUACAAGCGCUGCCUAAUGCCUUCUUCGCUCUCAAAGGAGAUGUGAGUAGAGCACCUCGGCUAGUCAAGGUAGACAAGCGCGACUCGAAACAUUUGGCGUGUAGAACGGGGGUCCACCCAGACAGAAUUUGGCUGAACAAGGUAGGGACCUUUGGUGUAGCUUCAGCGGCCUACCACUGGAGUAGAUUCAUGUCUGGAUUGGGCAGAGCUGCUUACUACCUCUGGGGCAAGCUUGGUAUCAUGCAACUGGUUAUGUCGAUGACUUGUUGUGGCUUGUAG